Empidonax traillii (willow flycatcher) is the source of this 3820-nucleotide messenger RNA. It is a transcript of the gene LEPR, whose product is annotated as leptin receptor. The transcript has 19 exons. NCBI's taxonomy places the organism in Eukaryota, Metazoa, Chordata, Aves, Passeriformes, Tyrannidae. The coding region runs from base 46 to 3489 and encodes 1147 amino acids. Gene Ontology annotation, molecular function: cytokine receptor activity; protein binding. Gene Ontology annotation, cellular component: external side of plasma membrane; membrane. Gene Ontology annotation, biological process: cytokine-mediated signaling pathway. The record is from RefSeq and is a predicted model, not a curated record.
GGGACUCUGGGAGCGAAUAGAAGCAGAUCAUCUCUACAGAACAAGAUGCAUUGGCAAAUCAUUCUGACCGUGCUUGUGCUGUUGGACUUUCUUCAAAUGGCAGUUGCCCAUUGUGUGGUCCAUCCAGUUCCUCCCAGGAACUUUACAUUACCCUGUGUGCUGCUGAACGAGACAUUUUUGAACCCAUUCUCUGCUGGAGUUGAGAGUUGGUCUGGUUUGAGGAGAGACCAUCGUGGGACAUCUGAAAUCAAGCCUGGAAUGAAUGAAGAAAGUUUCCUGUGUUGCUUUUGGAGUGACAACAACAUUGAUUGUUCUUUGUACAGAGCAAGCCUGCAGGCAAGGAAGUUUAUUCCUUCAGAAAUAAAUAUCUCUGCUUCUCAGGAAAUAGAUUCAAACUGGAACAUGGAAUGCUGGAUUAAAGGCAAGCUGGACCUGUUGGUUUGUAACCUGCAGGUUUUGAGGUUGCACUUGAGAGAGGACUUGAAGGUUAAUCUUUUAUAUGCUGGCUCGGAGCUGUCCCUGGGAGAUGUGUCCACCAGCUCUCUCCAGGGGACUGUGAGGGUUACUCAGUGUGACUGCACUGAGGGUGACACAUGUGAGUGUCUCGUGCCCUCUCUGAGGCUCAACCACACCUACAUCAUGUGGCUGAAGAUGCUGGUUGGUGUGACACCUCUGUGGUCACCUUUGUUGUCAGUCAAACCAAUUGACAUAGUAAAGCCUGAACCUCCUUUGAACCUGCACCUGGAAGUGACAGAGGGAGGUGAGGUGAAGAUGUGCUGGUCUGACCCUGCACUGCUGCCGUACCCUCUGCAGUACCAAGUGAGGAUCUCUGCAAAGCCAGGGCACAGCGCUUGGCAGAUGGUUCAAGUUGCUCUGGAAGCCUCACUGGCCAUUGACAACACCCUACUUGGUUCCUCUUCCUUGGUUCAAGUGAGGUGCAGGAAUCACCAGGGUCUGGGGUUCUGGAGUGACUGGAGCACCCCAUAUGAUCUCAGUUUGGGAGCUGAAGUCCUGUACUUCCCUCCUCAGAUCCUGACCAGUGCUGGUUCUAAUGUUUCAUUUCACUGCAUCUAUAAAAACAAAAGCAAGAUUGUAGAGCCCCAGGAGGUUGUUUGGUGGCUGAAUUUAGCAGAAGAAAUCCCAGCCAGUCUUUAUACCCUUGUGAGCGAUCGCGUAAGCAAAGUUACUCUUUUCAACUUGAAAGCAACCAAACCUAGAGGAAGUUUCUUCUAUGACACAUUGUACUGUUGUCACCAAAGUAGGGAAUGUCAUCCUAGAUACGCUGAAUUAUAUGUAGUAGAUAUGAAUAUUAAUAUCACCUGUGAAACAGAUGGAUACUUGACUAAAAUGACUUGCAGUUGGUCUGCAAACCCAAACAUGUUGCUCCCUGGGAGUUCCUUGCAGUUAAGAUACUACAGGAGCCAAAUUUAUUGUUCUGACUUUCCAAGCCCAUCUCCAGAAUCAGAGGUGAAAGAAUGCCAUUUGCAGAAGAAUCAUUCCUACGAGUGCACAUUUCAGCCUAUUUUCCUUUUAUCUGGAUAUACCCUGUGGAUAGAGUUCAAGCACUUCCUAGGAACACUUGAAUCCUCCCCAGCCUGUGUCAUUCCAGCAGAUGUGGUGAAGCCGCUUCCCCCUUCCAAUAUCAGAGCAGAACUCACCAGGGAUGUGGGGCUGCUGAACGUGAGCUGGACAAACCCUGUGUUUACAAACAGUGAUCUGAAAUUCCAGAUCCGGUAUGCAGUGAACAGGGAAGAGAUUCCAUGGGAGCUCUGUGAAGUCUCAAACACCCCAAGCAGCUCAGCUGUGAUCGAAGUUGAGCAGCUCUGUGUGGAGUACAUUGUCCAGGUGCGGUGCAGGGAGCUGGAUGGAUCUGGGUACUGGAGCGACUGGAGUGGAUCAGCCCAAACACUUGUGCAGGACAUCAGAGCUCCCUUGCAAGGCCCUGAAUUUUGGAGAAUCAUUACCGAAGAUCCAGCAGGGAGGCAGAAGAAUGUUACGCUCGUGUGGAAGCCGCUGAUGAGGAACCACUCGUUGUGCAGCGUGAGCCGAUACAUCAUAAAGCACGAGACACCAGGGAACACCUCCUGGGUGGAAUAUGUUGAUCAUGGCACCACUUGGUCUUUUCCAUGGACGGAGCACACUCACACCAUCACAGUUUUAGCCAUGAAUUCCAUUGGAGUUUCUUCAGUUAAUUUUAAUUUGACCCUCUCACAGCAAAUGAGCACAGUGGAUGCCGUGCGGUCGCUGAGCGCUUACCCCGUGAACAGCACCUGUGUCGUCAUGGUCUGGACUCUCUCACCCCAAAUCUAUGUGAUAACAUCCUUUGUUAUUGAGUGGAAGAACCUUAACAAAGAAGAGGAGACGAAAUGGGUGCGAGUUCCUCCAAAUAUGAGUAAAUAUUACAUUUAUGAUUACUUUAUUCUGAUUGAGAAGUACCAGUUCAGUCUGUACCCUGUGUUUGCUGGAGGAGUUGGCAGAGCCAGAGCAACGGAUCAGUUCAGCAAAGGUGGAUUUGAAAAUGAGAAUAAUGGCAGCCUCUCCGUGGUUCUGCCGAUAGUUAUUUCAACCUCAGUUUUGUUGCUGGGAGUGUUGCUGGUUUCACACCAAAGAAUGAAGAAGCUGCUUUGGGAGGAUGUUCCGAACCCCAAGAAUUGCUCGUGGGCACAAGGAGUUAAUUUUCAGCAGCCUGAAACUUUUGAGCAUCUUUUUAUCAAGCACCCCGAAGCCACAUCAUUUGAGCCUCUCCUGGAUGCAGAGAUAGUGCUGGAAGACAUCAGUGUCACCAAAGCCUCAGAAAAGGAAGACACGCAAGAUUUUUUAGGAAUUGCUUCCACGUUUCCAAAUGCCCAAGACUCUGAACAUGACUCUGCUUGCUCAAGCAGCCACUUCAACAGCAGCAGUUCCUCCCAGAGCUCCCAGGAGGAGCAGGGCAGUGGAGGAGUCGACCUCAAAUACGCGACUGUCACUGGCAACUCCCGAUCUGAUGGGCUUUGCGAGCGGAAAAUGAGUCCAAGCAGUUGUUUUGAUCGGUGCUUCUUAGCAGAAGAUUCCACAGUUUCAGGUGCCUUCUCCAGUAGCACUUGGGAGGUGGGAAGUGGAGUGUUCCUGGUGUUCCCUGGCUCACCUGGCAGGCAGCCCAGCAAGACCCUCUCCCUUAUCUCUUCAGAGGGGUUUUCAGAGCCUUCCGACCACGACGACGCUUUCACGGACAGUCCUGAGCGGAGCCUGUGUUACCUUGGGAUAACACCAUUGGAAAAAAGAGAAAAUGAUAUUUUUCUAACAGGAAGUUCUGGGGUGCUGUGUCAGUUCCAUACAAGGGAUCUGCUCACAGACACAGGGGACCUCCAGCACACACCGACGGAUGUCCGUGGGUUUGUCCAAAGUAGCCUCAAGCCCAAAGCCCUGGUGCCAUAUGUGCCGCAGUUUGGGAUGGCUGCUGCCAAGGGAAAGGAGGCCACAGAGAAAAACUCUGCUGUCAUCACACCAUAAUUUGAGACUCCUAGUGGUUUUUUAGGUGUUGAUGCAUUCCCCUGUUUUUCCCUCUCCUGACUUCCUCCAGGAGCUCUUUUGGAGCUGGGUUCUGUGUUUAAGUGCCAGGAUUUUAGGAGGACAAAAUUCCAUUCCUUGACCUAAUUUUCAAAUGUGAGGCCUUUCCUUAGAGAUCUGAUUGUCCAGGUUACCUCAGGUACCAGGUUACCUAUUGGUGGUGCCUGUUAGAGGUGUUAUAUCUGAGAACUCCAGUGAAGAAUUGAACUUGAAAUCGGAUUGGGUGCUGUAGACAUUGGGGUGAGAGGCUUUGGGAAAUUCUCAUAUACUCCUC